UUCACUAACUUGGACGACGCGCCAGGCAGGCUAACCUCUUCCCUUUCGCAAAGUCCACCUUUUCUUGUCGUGUCCUCGCCAGUUGGAUCCGCUUUGUAAUGCGUUGAGAGCAUCUUGGACGGCAAGGGUGGUGACAAUGGCGGCAGAGGCAGCGGGAAGCGUGCUCGAGCAGCUGCGCUUCGCAAUUCAGGACUUGGGCUUCGUCCAAGUCCCAGAGUUUGCGUCGACACUUCUCUGGACGAGCCUAGGUGCCUUGGUCCUCAUAUACCUGGCUUUCCACGAGAACGACAAGCCGAUCCGCUACACGGUUCCGCCACCCAAGCGGCCCGAGAAGGUUGAGGUUCUUGACCAGCCCGCUAUCAAGGUGUCAGGCUCGACCGCAAUCCAAUGCUAUGCCCCCGCGACAGGACAGUUCCUUGGCCUCGUGAAUCCGUCGACCCCCAACGCCAUUGACCGCGCCGUCGAGCAAGCCCGAGCCGCCCAAACCAAGUGGGCUAAGACCACAUUUCCCCAACGACGCGCCGUUCUCCGUUCCCUGCUGCAAUAUGUGCUGGACAACCAGGAAGAGAUCUGCCGCGUGGCAUGCCUCGACAGCGGGAAAACCAUGGUGGACGCGCAGCUCGGCGAGAUCAUGGUGACGGUCGAGAAGCUUCAAUGGACCAUCAAGCUUGGCGAGACGGCGCUGCGUCCCUCGCGGAGGCCCACCAACUUGCUUCUAGCGUACAAGCGCAACACGGUGUUCUAUGAGCCCCUCGGCGUCGUGGCCGCCCUCGUCAGCUGGAACUACCCCUUCCAUAACCUGAUCGGCCCCGUCAUCAGCGCCCUGUUCUCCGGCAAUGGCAUUCUCGUUAAAGUCUCGGAGCAAACGGCUUGGAGUUCGUCAUACUUCGCCAACAUUGCUCGCGGCGCCUUGGUCGCCCACGGUCACGACCCAGCCCUCGUCCAAAUAGUCGUCUGCUGGCCGCAAACAGCAGGCCACAUCACCUGCCACCCGGGGAUCAGCCACAUAACAUUCAUUGGCUCCCGCCCAGUGUGCCACAAGGUCGCUGCCUCAGCUGCCAAAGCUCUCAUUCCCGUCGUGGCCGAGCUAGGCGGCAAAGACGCCUCCAUCGUCCUGGACUCAGUCAGCAAGCGCGACCUACCGCGCGUCAUCGAGAUACUCUUGCGCGGCUCGUUUCAAGCAUCGGGCCAGAACUGCAUCGGCAUCGAGCGCAUCAUCGCGGCACCAGCUAUCUACGACGAGCUCGUCUCCAUACUCGAACCACGCGUCCGCGCCCUGCGCCUCGGCCCCGCCGCCGACGUAGGCGCCAUGAUCUCGAACGCCUCCUUCUCCCGCCUCGAAGGCCUCAUCGCCGAUGCCGUCCAGCACGGCGCCCGCCUGCUCGUCGGCGGGAAACGCUUCAUCCACCCAGACCACCCCAAGGGCCAUUACUUCUCCCCGACUCUCCUCGUCGACGUCACCCCGGACAUGGCCAUCGCCAACGAAGAGUGCUUCGCGCCCAUCAUGGUGCUCAUGCGCACGCCGUCGGGCUCGGCAGAGUCCAUCCUCUCCGUGGCCAACGCGCCUCAUUUCGGGCUGGGCAGCUCCGUGUUUGGAUCCGAGUCGGACCCGCGCAUCGCCGAGAUCGUUCGGGGAAUCAAGGCCGGCAUGGUGGCCGUCAACGACUUCGGCGUGACGUACGCGGUGCAGAUGCCGUUUGGCGGCGUGUCCGGUUCCGGAUACGGGCGCUUUGCCGGCGAGGAAGGGCUCCGGGGCCUGUGCAACGUCAAGGCCGUGUGCGAGGACCGCUUGGGCCGGUGGCUGGGGGUCCGCACAGCGAUUCCGCAGCCGGUGCGGUACCCCGUCAUGGAUCAAGAGAGGAGCUGGCGGUUUGCAAAGGGCGUGGUGGAGAUUGGGUAUGGGGUAGGAGUUGUUAGGAAGAUUGGAGGGGUGUUGGGGAUCAUGAAGAAUAGUUGAGACGUUAGAUGUAGACGAUAUUGAGCAAGGGGAGCAAGCUCUUCGGGUCACGUAAUCUAUUAAUAUAAGAUUAGUAUCCAC
Messenger RNA from Parathielavia appendiculata, 2038 nucleotides. RefSeq names its product ALDH-like protein. Lineage: Eukaryota; Fungi; Ascomycota; Sordariomycetes; Sordariales; Chaetomiaceae. The coding region runs from base 137 to 1957 and encodes 606 amino acids. The transcript is spliced from 3 exons. Gene Ontology annotation, molecular function: oxidoreductase activity, acting on the aldehyde or oxo group of donors, NAD or NADP as acceptor. The record is from RefSeq and is a predicted model, not a curated record.